Molecule: messenger RNA, 1009 nt
Organism: Vigna umbellata (rice bean)
Lineage: Eukaryota; Viridiplantae; Streptophyta; Magnoliopsida; Fabales; Fabaceae
Product: scopoletin glucosyltransferase-like
Molecular function (GO): UDP-glucosyltransferase activity
Source: RefSeq, a predicted model, not a curated record
CUUGUGUUUCCACUCUUAUUACUUACCGAGUUAUUGUCCAAAGUGCUAAGUUAUACCAACUUGCUUACUACUAAAAAAGAUGAACAAUGAAGUUCAUUCUUUACAUGUAUUCUUCAUCCCUUUCCUUGCUUAUGGCCAUUUAAUUCCCACCGUUGACAUGGCCAAAUUAUUUGCUGAAAAGGGUGUGAAGGCCACUAUCAUCACCACACCCCUCAACGAACCUUUCAUCAUCAAAACCAUAGGAAAACCCAAAACCAGCAGCACCAUGAUUCAUGUCCAAACAAUCGAGCUCCCAUGUGCCGAGGCUGGUCUACCUAAAGGGUGUGAAAACACUAACUCCAUCACUUCCGGGGCCUUAUUUCCUGCAUUCUUGAGGGCUUGUGGGUUACUUCAAGACCAGUUUGAGCAACUGUUGCUUGAGCAGCGUCCUAAUUGUGUCGUUGCUGAUGUUAUGUUCCCAUGGGCAAUUAAUUCAGCAGCCAAAUUUGGAAUUCCCAGCCUUGUGUACGACGGGACUAGCUUCUUCUCUAUAUGUGCUAACGAGUGCAUGGGACUCUACGAGCCCUACAAGAAUGUUUCUUCAGAUUCUGAACCCUUUCUCAUUCCCAACCUUCCCGGCGAGAUUACAAUGACAAGAAUGCAGGUGUCACCUCAUGUCCUCAGCGAUGAAAGCCCAGGCGUGACAAAGUUGUUGGAGGAAGUAAGAGAAUCAGAGUUGAAAAGCUAUGGAAUGGUUGUUAAUAGCUUUUAUGAGCUGGAGAAGGAUUAUGCAGAUCACUUAAGGAAGGUUCUUGGAAGAAAAGCAUGGCACAUAGGCCCAAUGUUUCUUUCCAACAGGGUUAAAGAAGAACAAGCACAUAGAGGAGAAGAGCAUGAGUGUCUACAAUGGCUUGACACAAAGAAACCUAACUCAGUUGUUUAUGUAUGCUUUGGAACUACCACAAAGAUGACAACUUCUCAACUUAAGGACAUUGCUACGGGUCUUGAGGCUUCAGGGGAAAAAUUCAUU